This is a messenger RNA of Monoraphidium neglectum, 1875 nucleotides long. RefSeq names its product putative Protein PTHB1. Gene Ontology annotation, cellular component: membrane; BBSome. Lineage: Eukaryota; Viridiplantae; Chlorophyta; Chlorophyceae; Sphaeropleales; Selenastraceae. The transcript is spliced from 12 exons. Bases 1 to 1875 code for a protein of 624 amino acids. Gene Ontology annotation, biological process: cilium assembly. The record is from RefSeq and is a predicted model, not a curated record.
AUGUCGCUGUUCGGCAGCAGAGAGUGGUGGGCGGCGCGGCUGGGGGAUAGCGAGGAGUUUGACCAGCGCUCCCUGUGCGUCGCCAACAUCGACAACGACCCAUCUGGCGCGGCCAAGAUCGUGACGGCCAGCCUGCAGGGCGUGCUGCGGGUCCACCUGCCCCACGGCCGAGACUUCCGGGUGGAGGACUGCCUGUUGGAAUCGCAGCUGGAAUCAGGCAUCCUGCAAAUCGAGGCCGGCCGCUUUGCAGGGGGGCAGGCUGGCCUGUGCCUAGCGGUCCUGUUCCCCCGCAAGCUGGCUGUCCUCAGGUUUGAGGCAUCAGGUUCCAGCUUCCUGCAGGUCACGCGGCUGUUUGAGCACCAACUGGAACACACCGCCGCCAACAUGGCAGUGGGGGCAUUUGGCAGUGGCAAAUCUGGCCUGGAUGCCAUCUGCGUCCAGUCGUACGACGGCCAGCUGUCGUUUUUCGAGGCGGAGGUGGCGGCGUUCAGCCGCUUCUUGCCAAACUUCCUGAUCCCCGGGCCCCUCUGCUACUGCCCUGCAACAGACAGCUUUGUGACUUGCAACGCGGCACUGGAGCUUGAGAGUUACCGAUACAGCGUGCUGGCCGCAGCCGCAGCCGGCAGGGAGCCCGGUGCCUCCAAGCGCGUGUACGCGGACUGGCGCCUGGUGCUUGGCGAGACUGCCGUGGACAUCUGCCUGGCGCGCGUGCCUUUCAACGAGAACGCGUCAGCUGCGGCCAGCGCCACGUCAGCGGGCGCUGCGGGCCGCGGGGACGCCCUAGGCGCCUUCGCGUCGUCCUCGUCAGCAGCGGCGAGGCAGGAGUUGCUGGUUGUCUGCGAGCACAGCCUGUUUGUGGUGUCGUCCCUGGGCGGGCAGCUGCUGCUGCAGCGCCGUCUGGAGUAUCACCCGGCGUGCUGCUGGCCCUACCCAGCGCCGCCCGAUCCGGCCGGCUCGAGCGGUGCCGGCGGCGCGGCAGACAGCCUGCUGGUCUCGACGCACACGCGGGCGCUGCUGGUGUACCAAGGGUCUGCACUGGCAUGGGCGGCGCGGCUGGACCUGCAGCCCGUAGCGCUGAGGGUGGCCGAGCUGGGGGGUGUGAAGGGCCUCAUCGUCGCGCUGGACGAUGCAGGCCGCCUUGCUGCACUGUACCUGGGCACGGACCCGCCCAGCGCCGCCGUCGCAGCCGCGGGGGACGCGCGGCCGCUGGACUAUGCUGGGAUGGACGCGGAGCACAGGAGCCUCCUUGCGGCGAUACGCGCGGCCGGGGGCGCGGGCGGCGCGGCGCUGGCGGAGGGAGCCGCAGCAGCUGCUGCGGCGGCCGCCGCGGCGGGGCGGGUCAUGAUCAAGGCGCAGGUGCCGAGCCGGCUCGAUGACCUGGAUGCCGGGAGCAGCGGGUUUGCCGGGCUGGGCGGGGGCGCAGGCGGGGGCGCGCGGCAGGUGACGGUGCGGCUGCUGCUCUCACACUCUGGCGCGGGGCCGCUGAAGGACGUCCACCUCAGCGUUGCCGCGCCGGCCCCCACGUCAGCCUCGGACGUGUCAAUCGAUCUCUCCGAGGUUCCAGGGGCCGCAUCCAAAAGUGCCCCCACGGCACCAGCGCCGGCGGCCGUCCACCUAACCUUCUUCGCCGGCGGCGAGGGCCGUGGUGCUGUCCCGGCCUCCAACAUGGCACGGGUGGUCGCCACUUGGAAGCAGCCGGGCAGCGGGGAGCAGUGCAGCAGCAGCCUCGAGUUUGCCCUGCCCCUGGCGCUCUUCUGCUUGGCGGUGCCGCCUGUCAAGGCCGCGGAGUGCAAGCUGACUCUGGACACCAACAGGGACCCGCCCCACAUGCAGCUCAUCUUCCACGAUCUCAUUGCACAGGCGCGCCAGAUCUAA